GGCGCCGACGGUUCCCGCCAGCCCACCGCUCUCGAGCUCGAAAUCGCCGAGAACCAGGGUAAGACUUUCUACGAGAAAGUCGCCAAGGUCAACUUCGCUUGACUGCAUGGCAGCGACGAGUCGAAGCCCGAGGCAGCACCUGCUGCUGCGGCUGCUGCUCCCCAGCAGCAGUCCAAGGCUGAGACUAAGCCUGCACAGAACAAGCAGAGCACCCAAGAGGCAAAGAAGGAGAAGAGUGAGGAGGGACCUUGUGGUCUGCCUAAGAAGUGUAACAUUCUCUGAUCAGAUCAUUGCGUAUACCCCGUCGUCUCUUUUGCACUUGGUUUUAUGUCCUGUUUAGUUUCUGUAUAGUGAGUGGCGUUUUGGUUAAGAGGGAGACAUGAAAUAAUAAUGAAAUAUCCAAUAUCAAUAUAAAGAUUAUAUUACUGUAUUUUAUAUUAUAUAAACCAGAUGAAGUAGAACCAUGUAUACGAUCUAAUAAAAGAGCUGC
This is a messenger RNA of Aspergillus wentii DTO 134E9, 490 nucleotides long. RefSeq lists its product as uncharacterized. NCBI's taxonomy places the organism in Eukaryota, Fungi, Ascomycota, Eurotiomycetes, Eurotiales, Aspergillaceae. The record is from RefSeq and is a predicted model, not a curated record. The transcript has a single exon. The coding region runs from base 107 to 340 and encodes 77 amino acids.